AUGCUUUCCAAUAGUGGUAUUUUAUAUCGCUAUUGGUAUGCACGAAGACUUAAAGCCAAAUCGCUCUCGAUCUACGGUUUAGCUCAUCACCUUGAUGUGACAAAGAAACUUGACCUGUUUGGGGCCACAGGCCCAACCAAAACAUUAAAGCAGAACAUUAGAGAACCCGUAACAGCCAUUAGUAAACUACAAGCUGUUAUCUAUAUUUCAAGCUUUAUCUUGUGUUGGCUUCUGGCCGUGGCGGAUCGCACUUACCCCUCUUUUACAGGCAAGACGUCGUUUACGCUGACAUUUUUGUAUGCGGCCAUUGUACCGCUCCAGGGCUUUAUCAACGCCAUCAUUUACGGCAAGCUCCAUCUUUGGGUCGUGCGUCAUGAGCGGCACAUGGGCACAGCAACUAUCUUUGUUACCACUUUUGAUAUGGACUGGACCUCGUGUCCAACCAAUCUGGAGGACUGGAUACCGGCAGGAAAGGAUUUGUAUGUUUUUUCACUCCAGCACUGCGUGGAAGUGCAAGCCAUUGAGCAGGUUAUCCGAGGAUAUCUUCUGCAGGUGUCAGUCAGUGUGUCAAAUCGUUUUGUAAAAAAUGCAGACGACGCUAGCGGCAAUGUGAAGCUUGAGCUGUUGAUGGGCGAGUCUGGGCCCAGCAAAAGACUUUUAAUGAAGUUGUUGGUGUCCCCAUCCGGUACUUCGACGUGUCCAUCGUAUUUGUCUCGUGCAAUCUUAGCGCUUCGCUCGUCAACAGCUCGCAACGACUGCGUCGAGCUAGGAAAGAUAAUUGGACUUUCCGAUUUAUACCAUCAUACAAUUAUUUCCGGGAACUUGAAUUACGAUGUCGCCAUGCCGCCUUCUGCACUCGCUGCAGCAAUUGAGCAAGCGUAUAAGGCUAUGUCCCUAAAGAAGGGCAAUUGA
Molecule: messenger RNA, 912 nt
Organism: Peronospora belbahrii
Lineage: Eukaryota; Oomycota; Peronosporomycetes; Peronosporales; Peronosporaceae
Source: the annotation of a GenBank genome assembly